This is a messenger RNA of Melanotaenia boesemani (Boeseman's rainbowfish), 2067 nucleotides long. It is a transcript of the gene prozb, whose product is annotated as protein Z, vitamin K-dependent plasma glycoprotein b. The coding region runs from base 298 to 1878 and encodes 526 amino acids. The transcript is spliced from 8 exons. Gene Ontology annotation, biological process: proteolysis; blood coagulation. Gene Ontology annotation, molecular function: serine-type endopeptidase activity; calcium ion binding. Lineage: Eukaryota; Metazoa; Chordata; Actinopteri; Atheriniformes; Melanotaeniidae. Gene Ontology annotation, cellular component: extracellular region. The record is from RefSeq and is a predicted model, not a curated record.
CACGACGUUCGCCUAGAACUGUUAUUUCCAUUUAACUCUUUACAGAAACUAUCACACUGACGUGUUUAACUAACUAAAGCUCCCAAAUUUACAAGAUUAGACCCAGAAAACAACCUGUAGGCGGAAAUGAAACUGAAAACAGGUGGUUUUAUCUGAACUCUGCGUCUGUUAAAGGGUAGAACUGGUUAAAAACACGAUAAAGAUCCAACUGAGACGCCGCCGUUUGUGGGAAGUCCUGCUGAAUGAGUGUGUGAGUCACCGGGUGUACGUGUGUGUGGAGGCCCUGCUUUCAGUGUCAUGGCGGUCGGCAUCAUGUCAGCAUCUCUGACGGCGCUUUGCCUCCUCGGAGGUUUCCUUCAGGUGUUCGGCCACGGCGAAGUGUUUCGUGGGGCUCCUGGGGCCCACACUGUGUUCCUGCGGUCCAAACGGGCCAACCAGUUCCUGGUGGAGGAGAUCCUGCAGGGGAACCUGGAGAGGGAGUGCUAUGAGGAGCUCUGCAACUACGAGGAAGCGCGAGAAGUCUUCGAAAACAAUGAAAAGACGGUCGCCUUCUGGACUGUUUAUUUAGAUGGGGACCAGUGUAUGCCCAACCCCUGCCUCAAUGGUGGAAACUGCACAGAUAAGGUGGGGGGGUUUUCCUGCUCCUGCAGCGCCCCCCACUACGGACAGACCUGUGAACUGGGAGCACUGGAAGAGCAGGAAGAGCUGGAAGAUAGAGUACAGCCAUCGAGUAUGCCACAAUCCUUUGCACCAGAUUUGACUGACACAGAUAAGGGGAAGGCCGAGGUCCACAAGCACGAAUUGUCUGAGUGUCCGACUGAAGGGCCGACGGCUUGUCACCAGCUGUGCACGGCGUCCUCCCGCUCCUUCACCUGCUCGUGCACGACGGGGUUCAAACUGCAGAGCGACGGGCGGAGCUGUGAGCCCAAAGUGAAGUUUCCCUGUGGAAGGCUUCCCGACGCCGACGCCUUGAUGUGUCGCCAUGGCAACUGCCCCUGGCAGGUGUCGCUGCAGAACAGCAGAGGGGAGGAGCUCUGUGGUGGCGUGGUGCUGGGUCGGUACGCGGUCCUGACCGCAGCCCGCUGCCUCCUCCUUGAGUCGGGAUCUGAUCUCCGACCUUCUGACUUCCAUGUGGUCGCUGGCAACGACAAAAUGCUUUACCCAGUCAAUGCUCUGUACCUUCACGACCGUUUCCAUGUAGAUCACCAUGACAACGACCUGGCCCUCAUAGAGCUGGCUACGCCACUGCCCUUGGGUCCCACCAUCAUCCACCUCUGCCUGCCCACCAGGGACUUCAGCGAAAACAUCCUGAUGCAUUCUGGGAGAAGCGGCGUCAGUGCCAGAAGGGGGCGGAGCCAGAACAGGGACCUGGUCUACGUGAAGCUGGAGGAAUGCCGCAGGAAGCUGAACGUCUCUCAUUCGCUCAGCAACAAAAUGUUCUGCAUGAAGAGGCUGAACGGAGCUCAGAGGAAGCUGAACGCCCUCUUGGGCAAUGAAAGUCGGUUGUCAUGGAAACCUAAAGAUGCCCCAAGUCCAAACAGACCUUUAGAGAACCAGAUCCAGAAUCAAACUCAGAGCAUGCUGAACAUGAUGCCAAAUGGGACAGAAAACUCCACCAGCAGUUCGAGGAGUCAGAAGCUCCAGUCGUCACAUGGCGGCAGCAGGACGCCGUGUGGCGGCCCGUUGCCAGGGUCACCUGUUGCUACGGCGGAGAAAGGCACAGCCUUCCUGACCGGGCUGCUGAUGUCAUCGUCCGCAAGCUGCGACGGUCAGGUGUUCACCAAAGUGUCACGCUACCUGAACUGGAUCCGACCAAGGCUGCAGGUGGCCGAGGACCACAUGACCCCCCAGGUCAGCGAGUACCCCGACAGCCGCUGAUGGCCAGCCGCCAUCUUUAACACUCGUUUAAAGAGGAGCUGGUUUCACCAAAUGAACAUUUAACAAAAAAAUAUCCUUUUCCAGCUUUUCUGCCUCUGAAGCUUUUAAACAUCAAGUUUCUGGCUUUUAAAAUGUAUUUGAAAUGUGUAAAUUAAAUGUGUUUAGUUUGAAUAAAUACAUUAAAAGGUU